GUGCACAGCCUUUCCCGUUCCUCUCCCUCAUCAUCAUCAUCAUCUCCGCUCUCCCUCACUUCACUUUCUCCGGUAUCCCUGAUUCCCCCUGCAUCUCAGAUCUGUCUAUAUAGGCCAUCGACAAAGACAAUCGAGCUCAGUGCUUAGGGACCUUUUCAGGUACUUUAGUCCCCACAUUCUCUCAUGUUUUCGUGUCCUGCUGCAUUGUUGCUUAAGCUUCUUAUUGACCAUAGAUACUAUCAACUCUGUAUACUCCUAUUGCAAUUAAUUCUAAAUUUCGGAAUCAAUUGCUUCAAAUCUUACUGCCUGUAUUAUUUACUAUCUCCCGUGAAAAAGAAGGCCCCGUGAAAAAGAAGGCCUACUCAAAAUACAUUAUUUAUUUAAGAAAAUCAAUAUCCUAUGUACAUAAAGAGUUGUGGUGUAGAAGUAUCCUGCAAAAUUUAUAGUUUAAUUUUUUUCUGACAGAAAAAGUGGAGCUGGAUUUGGAUUGGGUUUAAUUACUAAUAGUUAUUAAACCAACCUGUUUCUGAGGUUUUAAAAGUUCCUAUAAUGGAGUUUCACCAAACACAGAUUAGAUUGACUGUCAAUUUGUUUAAUUAGUGAACUUUCAAGGAUGCUAAUUAGUGUAUUCAUCUUUGUUGUAUUUGUAUGUGUUGUGUGUGAACAGUUAGUUUUGAAUACCUAUUCGUAAGAAUUAGUUAUAAAAAAAUAAACAAGUGUCAAAGUGAACAUGUUUAUGUUUAUGCAUUUCAGUAUAAAUUAUGUAUUUCCAUAACAAUUUGGAGAUCUAAUUUGUUGUGAGAAUUUGAUAUGUUUCUGCACUUUGUGUGUAUUUUUUAUAUGAAUUGUGACAACAGGUGUAUGAAAAUUGAAAACAGAUUUAACCGAUCCAAUCCAAACUGUAUUUAAAUGAUUUGGUUUGGAUUGGUUUUGAUAUUAGACUGAUCCAAACGAAACUGCAUGUACUUUUUAUGAUUGGUUUGGAUGAUCUUUGGCUUCAAAACUGAACCAAACUGCAUCACGAACACCCUUAAAACACACAUCCCUACCACUUCAUGUGUCUCACACACAAAAACACAUAACUCUCUCCUUCCUAAAGCUCCAACAACAACGAACUGAACCAAAUCAAACAAGGUGUGAGAGGAAGCCAAGAGAACACAUACAACCUAAUUGGUAAUUUUCAAUUCUUGAAGAAUCUGAAAACAGGAGGUGAUGUUUUAAUGGAGCAGAAUGAGAAUGGAAGCACUACGAGCAAGGAGGAACAGGAAGAGGCAUUGGUGGCUUUGAUCGAACAUCGUACCCACGAAGUAAAAAACUUCCGUCACCGCAUUGCUUAUUACAAAACUCAGCUUGAGGAAGCAGAGAAAAGGUUGCAAGAUUCUGAAUCCAAAUUGGCUCGCCUUCGAGGUCAAAGUAAUGCAGUGUUGGGUAAAAGUAGCUUAAAUGAUGGGAUUAAAAUUGUGAAGACAGAGUGCAGAUCAAACAGUCCCAUUGAUAGAAAUGAAGGUUCUUACAAAAACCAGAAUCAAUCUAAACCAGAACUUCUUAUUCCUUCAGUGAAUCCAAAAAUUUCACAACCUGUACUGUUGCAAAGGUCUUCUGCAAAAGCUUCAAUAAAUUCCAGUUCUGAAGCCAGUCCAGUGGUCCAUACUUCUCCAAUCACUGGUAGUAGCUCUAGGGCGAAAUCUGAUAAGUCUCAUAGUCAUAGACUUUCUUCUGAGCAGCAAAAAGUUGAAAUCAAGGACAAAGGAACAAAAAGAAAAUAUGAUCAAAAAGAGCACAAGGAAUUGAUUCCUUUAAUACGUAAGAGUUCUUCACCAAGCUUGUUACACUGUCAAACAAGCAAUCACAUCUCAAGCCAACACAAGAGGAAAUUGCGGAGUAUUGCUUUGUGUCCUGUGAAUGAUCAACUCUUUGUGACCAGUGCUUUGGAUGGGGCGGUCAACUUGUGGCAAAUUCAGUCUAAGGGAUCAGGAGCCUCUCUACUUAGUACUACUGAUUGUGUAUCUGCAAAGCAUAGGAGAUGGCCAGAAGAUUUAGCUUGGCACCCAGAAGGAAACAACAUAUUUUCAGUAUACAGUGCUGAUGGUGGAGAUUCUCAAGUAUCAGUUACAAAUCUGAAUAGAGGACAAGGGGGAGAUCGUGUAAAAUUCUUAGAGGACAAGCCACACGUUAAGGGAAUUAUCAAUGGCAUUGUUUUUAUGCCCUGGGAAAAUACAUGUUUUGUAACUGGCGGAAGUGACCAUGCUGUCAUACUUUGGAGUGAGCAAGAUGGUGAGAAUAAGUGGAAGCCAAAAGCAUUGCACAGGAAUCUUCAUUCUUCUGCUGUCAUGGGAGUUGCUGGUAUGCAGCAGAAGCAGAUAGUGCUCUCUGCUGGUGCAGACAGGAGAAUAUUUGGGUAUGAUGUUCGUGUAGGAAGAGCAGAUUUCAAGCAUCAGAUUGAUAGUAAAUGCAUGAGUGUCCUUCCCAAUCCAUGUGAUUUCAACUUAUUCAUGGUUCAAACAGGGACCCAUGAGAAGCAGCUUCGGUUAUUCGAUAUUCGGUUAAGGCAGACAGAACUACAUGCUUUUGGAUGGAAGCAAGAAAGUAGUGACUCUCAAUCCGCCCUCAUAAAUCAGGCUUGGUCUCCUGAUGGACUAUAUAUAACAUCCGGUUCAGCAGAUCCUGUGAUUCACAUAUUUGAUAUUAGGUAUAAUUCUCACAAGCCUGCCCAGUCCAUAAGAGCGCAUCAGAAACGUGUCUUCAGAGCCAUGUGGCUUCAGUCUGUUCCUCUUCUCAUUUCCAUAUCAUCUGAUCUAAACAUUGGAUUGCACAAGGUUUACUAGAACCUCUUGCCAAUGACCGAGACCAACUCUGCUCUCCACCCUUUUGUUGGUGCUGGGUAAUUGGUUUCUAUUUAAUCUUGGGAUUUCUGAGGAAAGAAUAUUAAAUUUUUUCAAUGUAUGACUUGUGGAAUUUUGGGGUUGCAAAGAGAGGAAUUUAAUUGGAAAAUAGUUCCAAAAAUUAGGAAAAUUUUGGUUGGGAAAGGCAUGCUCAGAUGCUGGCAAGUUGUAUUUUACUGAUAUUGUCAUUUAAAGCAGAAGAAAGUAUGAGCUAUGUCCUGCUUUUAUUUUUUAAAAAGGGGGCUAAAACCGUAAAAGAAGCUUUAUUUGUGUUUUUAU
This is a messenger RNA of Abrus precatorius (Indian licorice), 3161 nucleotides long. RefSeq lists its product as uncharacterized. Gene Ontology annotation, molecular function: protein binding. The record is from RefSeq and is a predicted model, not a curated record. The coding region runs from base 1221 to 2825 and encodes 534 amino acids. The transcript is spliced from 7 exons. NCBI's taxonomy places the organism in Eukaryota, Viridiplantae, Streptophyta, Magnoliopsida, Fabales, Fabaceae.